CCAAUCCUCACCCUCUCUCUCUCUUCCACCGUCACACAUAUAAUUUGCAGAAAUCCUUUGCUUAGCCUCUGAAAAUGGUGAGAUUUAUGGUGAUUAUACUUGUUGCUGCUUGCGUGGUUCCGGCGAUGGUGAGCGCUGGUUUCGUGAGCCAGCCUUUCCAUUUGCAGGGAAGUGUGUACUGCGACACCUGCCGCUGCGGCUACGAGACCGACGCCACCGAGUACAUGGCCGGUGCCACCAUUAGAAUCGAGUGCCAUGGCAAGGACUCGGACAAGAUCACCUUCACGACCGAGGCCGUGACCGGCCCCGACGGGCGUUGGAGCGUGGACGUGACGAGCGACCGCGGCGACGACACCUGCGAUGCUGUCCUGGUGAAGAGCGACAACCCCGAGUGUGCCACCCCGAACGCUGGUCGAGACCGCGCUCGCGUGAUCCUCACCCGCAACAACGGGAUGACCUCCAACAUUCGUUACGCAAACAACAUGGGAUUCCUCAAGAGGACGCCAUUGGCCAAUUGCGCUCAGAUCCUCCAGAAGUACCAAGAAACAGAGGAGUUUUGAGAGAUGUUUUCUCUUCUUGAAUCAUUUUAGAAUAUCCUGUUUUGUUGUAUGGUAUUUGUAUUAGUAGCUUUAUGGUUUAAUUUUUGAGAUAAUGAUUGAUUGGGUUGUGUUAUGUGUAAUUUUGUGCAAUAGUCACUCGCCAUUGUUGACUAAUGUAACUCUAAGUUCCACACU
Molecule: messenger RNA, 734 nt
Organism: Salvia hispanica
Lineage: Eukaryota; Viridiplantae; Streptophyta; Magnoliopsida; Lamiales; Lamiaceae
Product: protein DOWNSTREAM OF FLC-like
Source: RefSeq, a predicted model, not a curated record